AAUGGAUUCCAUUCGAAGAUAUCUCUGACGUUGAAUAUCUCGCUAAGGGUAGUUAUGGGUGUAUAUAUAAAGCUAAAUGGAAAUGCGGCCCUAUUAGAUAUUAUGAUGAUGAAAUUCAAGUAUGGCACAGAAUUGGAGAGACUGAUAUUGUUCUUAAAAGUAUAAAAAUUUUAAAUGAUAUGAAUGAAUUUAUUGAAGAGAUUAAAACUCAAACUCAACUGAACUUAUUCGUGGUUGGGUGUUUUGGAAUAACAAAAUGCCCUAAUUCUGAUAUUAAUGAAAAUAUCACUCCAAAAACUAUUGUUGAUUUGAUCAAACGUUGCUGGAGUGAAGAGCCAGGUGAUCGGCCGACUGCUAUUGAAUUACUUGACGAGCUUUCUAGUUGUAGGAGAAAUGACCAUAAAAUAUGGAAUGAAAUUGAGCCCAUUGAAAAAAAUAUGAAUUUCGACAUUCCUCCAGAGAAAGCUUCUUUAGAUUACAAACCACCAGAAAAGGCAAUAUAUACUAGUCAAUUAAUUACUAUUUCACAGGAAUUAG
Molecule: messenger RNA, 537 nt
Organism: Dentiscutata heterogama
Lineage: Eukaryota; Fungi; Glomeromycota; Glomeromycetes; Diversisporales; Gigasporaceae
Source: the annotation of a GenBank genome assembly